Messenger RNA from Patiria miniata (bat star), 1535 nucleotides. RefSeq lists its product as uncharacterized. Gene Ontology annotation, cellular component: extracellular region. NCBI's taxonomy places the organism in Eukaryota, Metazoa, Echinodermata, Asteroidea, Valvatida, Asterinidae. Gene Ontology annotation, molecular function: insulin-like growth factor binding. The transcript is spliced from 2 exons. Gene Ontology annotation, biological process: regulation of cell growth; regulation of signal transduction. The coding region runs from base 876 to 1535 and encodes 219 amino acids. The record is from RefSeq and is a predicted model, not a curated record.
CUUUACGCGCCAUUCGAUUGGUUUAGGGUUGAGUGACGUCAAAGUGGCUCUUCCAUUCAUCUAGUCCUUUGAGAACCUUGUAAGCUAGCUUAGUACUACUACUAGUGUUGGGUGUCUCAUGCUUUAGUGGAAUGUCUGUUCACUGUGUGUUUAGCCGUGGCAAUCCGGAAAUUACUACAGCGCGGAAGAAAGAGUGACUUAAAGAAAGAUGUAAGCGUACAUUGAAAUACAGUCACGUGUGAAAGGAGUUCAAAUUUGAGCAGCCUUGGGCCAAUCAACCACGUGCUUCAUCCCAGAGGAGUGUUAGAUUGUAUGUGCAAGUCAGACACGCUGUUUUUGUAGGACCGUCGUGAACUCCGCAUGGCAAUGGUUGUCAGUGAUGCGGAACCUCUCGUUCAGCACAUGGAGUAUUUAAUUUCGGGAUUUCACACCGCUGAUGUGGCCGGUGAUGAUCGCGCGCUGGCAUUUCAUUGGCGCUCCGGGAAUCAUCAGUUUCAAGGAGUGAAACUUUUGACGAGUAGUCUCUGACGAAACGAAGUUGGAUCGAUAAGCUGCCAACGGUCCAUGCCAUAAAAAAUACCCAGCUGGCUCUGAAAGAAGACUGAAGACAAAACUGGCGGCUGGAUGACUCUGAAACCCGCCCGUUGGUUGCGCUACGCAAAAUUACAGCUUGAUCAGGAGAACUAGAGGCAUUUGUUGCUCAACUAAACCGUCUGCCCGAUUCGUAUUUUUGUUCAUCAUUUUCUUGUUAUGUCGAAAAGCCGAUACUGAACUCCCAUUCUAAGAAUUUGUUACGAUAACCGUAUCUCUUUGGCGAGGAGUCGCACAUUUUGGAAGAACUUUUUGUCUUGAAACCCCUCUCGACCUCUGUUGCCAUGGAUUUAGCGGGGAUCACUACAGCCAUCUGCCUUCUGACAUGGCUGGUCGGCAUGAUAGCCAUCGCUCCGACCGAGGCCCGUAGAAAUCGAGACAAGCCUCAAGAGCGGGACAGCAGGAGGGGUGACAGCGAGGGCAAGACCGGCGAUCAGCGCCGGGACGAGGCCCAAAAGGAGCGGGAGCGGGGAAGUCAUCGCCGCCGGCACGGGGGAAGCAGCAACCGAGAGAAACAGAGGCAGGGGAGAGAGGUGGAGCAACUCCGCUGCCCGCCUUGUGAGCAGCUCCACUGUAACCCCAGGAAGGCCUCCAAGCUGAACUGUAAAGGAGGCAUCGGGGCGGGCAUAUGCGGCUGCUGCCCUCGCUGUCUCAAGGUGGAAGAUGAACUCUGCGGUGGCAAGUGGAAUUACCUGGGCAGCUGUGAUGCGGGAUUGGAGUGCGUUCAUGACGAUAUAUUGGGAGUGCAGACUGACGUGCCUCGAGAUCAAAGAAAGGGCAUCUGCAAACCAAUUCCUUUGGAGCGUGUUCAGCCAGGCCCGGCCCUAGUCGACCCAGCUCUAGCAAUCAGUGACCAAGGCCAGCUAGAGCAAGUGUCCUGCAGACCCAAGUGCACGCCAGAGUUCUGCGCCAAUGACCGGAAGGCGAUAUGCUCUGCAAUGUAA